AUGCUGAUUGGAGCGGGUGAAGAGAGAGGGGGAGAAUACGUGUUUCGAGGAGUGAUGGGUGCAAAGGCAAACAAGACUACUAUCUCAGGAUCGUGUGAUUUGUGGCAUCGACGACUUGGUCAUCCGUCAAGUCGUGUCUUAUCUUAUUUAUCUAGUGAUUUGGAGUUUGAAAAACAUGUUGAUUCAAAACCAGUUUGUGAGAUUUGUUUGCGGGCUAAACAAACCCGAGACUGCUUUCAUGAGAGUUCUAAUAAAGCUAUUGGAGUAUUUGAUUUGAUUCAUUGUGAUGUGUGGGGAGCCUAUAGAACUCUCUCUACUUCUGGAUCUGCUUAUUUUCUUACCAUAGUAGAUGAUUGCUCAAGAGCUGUCUGGGUUUAUUUGUUGCAAGAAAAGAGAGAAGUUGCUGAAAAUUUGAAGAAUUUUUUUAAGAUGGUGGAACGACAAUUCAACAAAAAGGUCCGAGUCGUUCGUAGUGAUAAUGGUGGAGAGUUUAUGUGUAUGAAACCAUACUUUGCAGAGGAAGGUAUAUUGCAUCAAACAAGUUGUGUGUACACACCACAACAAAAUGGGUGUGUGGAGAGGAAACAUAGACAUAUAUUGAAUGUGUCUCGCUCGUUAAUGUUUCAAGCAAGCUUGCCAAUUCGUUUUUGGGGAGAGUGUGUACUCACAGCUUGCCAUCUUAUCAAUCGCACUCCAUCUACCUUACUUAAUGGGAAGACUCCGUUUGAAAUCUUGCAUGGAGUAGCCCCGAGUUACACUACUCUUAAAGUAUUUGGGAGUUUGUGUCAUGCUAGAAAUAUCUUGCGUGAUAAGGACAAGUUCGGGGAAAGAAGCAGAAGGUGCGUAUUUAUGGGCUACCCUUUUGGCCAAAAAGGAUGGAGAGUAUGGGAUAUCGAGAAACAAGAGUUUUUUUGUGUCAAGGGAUGUGUCUUCGAAGAAACUGUAUUUCCAUUCGCUUCCGUGAUAAAACAGAAUGACGACAUGCCAAGGCAGCAACAACAAGUAAGUAUACAUGAUGAUGAUUUCAUUGAGUUAGGAAAAGAACUUGUUGUACCACAUUUGGACGAAAGGGGGAGCGGACCAAUCGAAGAGAUUGUCGUCCAGUCUGAUGAAGAAGAUCAUGAUGAUCAUCGGCCUGAUGAGCAGGGCAUGCCUGAACAAGAGAUAGUUCCGGUACGUCGUAGUGGAAGAGAACGUACUACGUCCACUCGUCUUGAUGGUUUUGUGCUGUAUACUACACAAUGCUCCAAUGACCCACUCUCCUCUCUCUUCAAACUCGCCUCCACAAGCGUCUUCGACUAA
Messenger RNA from Microthlaspi erraticum, 1302 nucleotides. The record is from the annotation of a GenBank genome assembly. NCBI's taxonomy places the organism in Eukaryota, Viridiplantae, Streptophyta, Magnoliopsida, Brassicales, Brassicaceae.